UCCGUCACAUAUCUCAGUUGGCUGGGACUCAUUUCGGCCCCAGAACCAGCACAUUUGGCUCUUCCUGGACAAAAUGCUCCUCCACCUUGUCCCUUUAUGGCCACAAUCCGCCGUUCCGAUAUCGAAGUGCGCCGAGUGCUUCAUGAGUUCAAGGAGCUAUGGUGGGUUUUUUAG
This is a messenger RNA of Protopolystoma xenopodis, 174 nucleotides long. The record is from the annotation of a GenBank genome assembly. NCBI's taxonomy places the organism in Eukaryota, Metazoa, Platyhelminthes, Monogenea, Polystomatidea, Polystomatidae.